Medicago truncatula (barrel medic) is the source of this 1827-nucleotide messenger RNA. RefSeq names its product phospholipase A1-Ibeta2, chloroplastic. Bases 144 to 1790 code for a protein of 548 amino acids. Gene Ontology annotation, molecular function: glycerophospholipase activity. Gene Ontology annotation, biological process: lipid metabolic process. The transcript has a single exon. The record is from RefSeq and is a predicted model, not a curated record. Lineage: Eukaryota; Viridiplantae; Streptophyta; Magnoliopsida; Fabales; Fabaceae.
AGAGGACUUGAUCCAUUCAAGAACAGCACAACUUGAAGAAAAAAAAAUUAAUACUACAACAACUACUUCAACCUCUCUUACAAGGACGCUGUCUUCACCUCCUCACAAAGUUUCUUCAAUUAUUUUCUAUCAAACAAUUCAUCAUGAUGCAAUUCAGUUCAAGUACCUUACCUGCUCAUAAUCUCCACAAAUUUCAAGCACUAAGAUGUCCUAGUUUUAGAUGCCACUCUUCUUCCAUCAAACAACAACCUUCAUCUUUUGCUUCUCUUCAAACCAAUAACUCAUCUAGGUCAUCACAUCUCUCAAAUUUAGAUAAGUUUCUUGAUAUCCAAAAAAAGCCUUUGGAAUCAUCAUCAACCAACCAGUUUCAACAACCAAUACAACCUAUACAAAAAAGUGACAAAAAAGGUAAAAACUUUCUUGAAGGACUUAACCUAGCAAAACUAUGGCCAGAUAUCAAAGCAGCUGAAGAAAUCUCCCCUCGCCACCUGAAACGCUUACAGCGUCUUCUUUCCAAGACGGCUGAGUAUUCUCCAAGAAAUAUCAUAGGGAGAAAGUGGAGGGAAUAUCAUGGCAGCAAUGACUGGAAGGGGAUGUUGGAUCCCUUGGAUGACAACCUCCGGCGAGAGGUUGUUAGAUAUGGCGAUUUGGUUCAAGCUGCUUAUCAAGCUUUUCAUGCUGAUCCUGCCAUGUCAACAACUGAAGCACCCCAUCACCAACAGGUGUCGUUGCCGGAGAGAUCUUAUAAAGUAACCAAGAGUCUGUAUGCCACAUCAUCAAUUGGAUUACCUAAAUGGGUUGAUGAGGUGGCUCCAGAUCUUGGUUGGAUGACCCAGCGUUCUAGCUGGGUCGGAUAUGUUGCAGUUUGCGACGAUAAAAGAGAGAUUGCAAGAAUGGGACGAAGAGAUAUUGUGAUAUCUCUUCGUGGAACUUCCACUUGUCUAGAAUGGGCUGAAAAUAUGAGGGCCCAAUUAGUCGAUUUACCCGAGGAUGCUCAGACACAGACUCAAACACAGACCCAAUCAAAGCCCAAAGUUGAGUGUGGGUUCAUGAGCUUGUACAAAACAAAAGGGGCUCAUGUGCAAAGCCUAUCCGAGUCCGUUGUUGAAGAAGUGCGACGCCUUAUUGAACUUUACAAAGGCGAAGAAUUAAGCAUAACCGUUACGGGACAUAGCCUUGGUGCGACACUAGCACUAUUGGUGGCCGAGGAAAUUAGCACGUGUGCACCAAACGUGCCACCCGUGGCUGUUUUUUCAUUUGGCGGACCUCGUGUUGGUAACAGAGCCUUUGGAGAACAUCUUGAAAAGAAAAACGUGAAAGUUCUUAGAAUAGUGAACACACAAGAUGUGAUUACAAGGGUGCCAGGAAUAUUUUUAAGCGAGGAGCUUGAAGAAAAAAUUAAGAACUCUAAGGUUGUUAGUGGAGUUGUUGAUAUGUUGGAAGAGAACACUCCUUUGGGAUAUUCACAUGUUGGAACUGAAUUACGUGUUAAUACUAAGAUGUCACCAUACUUGAAGCCCGAUGCUGACAUAGCUUGUUGUCAUGAUCUAGAGGCUUAUUUACAUUUAGUGGAUGGGUAUAUGGCAUCUAAUUGUCCAUUUAGAGCUAAUGCUAAGAGAAGUUUAGCUAGAUUAAUGCAAGAUCAAAGUGCUAAUGUAAAAAAGUUGUAUACUAGUAAGGCUAAAGGCUUGUCUGUUAAUCUUAAUAGACAAGGAUCUAACUUGUCUAAUCUUAGUAGACAGGGAUCCAUGUCUAUGGCUGCUUGUUGUCCUAGUCCAUCAUCUUCAUGAAUGAAAAUCAAAUUGAACAUAAACAUUUUUGCCUAUA